CUAUCCACGCCUCCAAGCACCUCCAGCUCGCGGCAUGACCCCUCGCCUCUCUUCAGCAUCAUGCACGCUCAAUCGAAUCACCCUGAUACCCCCAGCCAUCCCCCAUCUUACUCGGGAAAUAAGGCCAAUACAUACUCUGAGUCAACGUGAAAGUCUUCGCCUGGGCUUGACUCAUCCAUCCUGACGCCCGUCGUCUGCUGACGCACCCCCGAAUACCUCCGCACCACGACCCAAAAUCAGUCCACAGUCAACACCCCGCGCUGGUCCCGUUCCUUUUUCUUGAACCUCGCAACCACCCAGCGGUAGCUCUUCGCCUCAAGAGCAUGCCCAAGAAGCAUCAGCCCGCCUACGCCUCCAUUCGUCCCACCCACAGCACAUCCUCGGGCACCUCAGGCACCUCGCGCGCAAACCCCGCCGCUCCCCAGCAGUCCGUCAACGACCGACUCCAGCAGCUUCGCCGCGAACAGGCCCCUCGAACCACCGUUCAACGCCGAGAUGAGAUUACAGAGCCAGGAUUCAGAUACGCCCGCAAUGUUGGCGCAAACGGGCCUGGUCAGCGUCGGCCUCCAGGUCCAGCAGCUCCGUCUAGUUGGCUCAGGGCCAGCCAAUAUGCACCAAAGAGUCUAAGGCGCCUCGAACGAGAGGGGGCCCUGACGAGAAGACAAGGUUUCGGAAAGCUGGCCAGAUGCUUUAACGACGAGCAUGGGCGCUUCCAUCCUCCGAAAAGCUUGAUUCAUCAGUGCCUCCGAACCUUUGCCAGUCACUGGCAGGAUCUCGUCGAGUACGAGCAGCACUACCUGUCCUCGCUGCCCAUAUCGCUCAGGGAAACCCUGCUGAGCUACCUAGCCCUGUACGGCGAAAGAGGAGACUUGGACAGCAGAACCUUCAGAAUCUUAUUCCAGAACGACGUAGAAACCGAAGGGAGUACUUCGGCCUGGCAAGAUGUCCGAUUCUUGGAUUUGACUGGACUGCUGCUCGACUCCUCAUACUCUCUGAAAGACUUGGAAAGAUCUCUUCCAUACAGCACAGGCAUGGGAGGUUCCCUGGCAACUGUGGUAAGCAGCACGGCGGACCUCUCCCUGGAUUCAGAUUCUCCAAGGAGAAAAGGCAAGCAGAAACUUAUUCCCCAAGUUGCCGAGUCAUGGGAGGACGAAGCCGACGACCCUCCAGUCGCAGCACCUGCCAUUGUUCUACCGCACAAUACCCUUCCUACUCCUGUAUUCCCACAUCUUACCCAUCUCUCAUUAGCGCAUCCAGGGUCGGCAUCCUCUUGGGUUGACCUGCUUUCCAUCUCACCACAUCUAAAAACACUUACACAUCUUAGCCUCGCCUACUGGCCGCGGCCGUCCACAACACCUAAUGCGGGGACAACAUCGAUGGUGUCGCCCCAUGGCGGGAGUGUAUCUCUCGGGGGGUCGCACUUUUACUCGGACCUAGAUGACGACUGGCAUGAGGCGGCCAAUAUCCUGCGCCGUCUGAGCAAGAAUACAUAUUGCCUGCAGUGGCUAGAUCUCGAAGGAUGUACUUGGCUUCCGGCGCUAACUUGGGAUCCGCACCAGGGUAGCCAACAAUCGCUACCUACUCACGGCACAGCCCGAGCCAACGAUCCGGCCCUGACUCCGACAGGCCCCGAACAAGACUCCUCUUCUGAAGAGGAUUGGCCUGGUUCUCCGUUGGCCGCUUCCUCUGGCUCUAAACGAUACACACCGACCGGCCCCGACUGGACCUCCUCGUGGCGCCAAAUCACUCACCUCAACCUCUCUCAGUCUUGGAUCCCGGCAGACCCCGUAUCUCUUCAAACGCUUCCAUCUGGCGUCGUCUGUGUACAACUUAUGAAUUGGUUGCGUGAGCAAGAGACUCUGGCCACUUCUCCGCCUUUCCUUUCUGCCUCCAACCCUUCCUCGAAGACGAAAUCAAACCGACUUAGCAGGACGGGUGAUACAGCUAUCACAGAAGCAGAAAAGGAUGAAGAGUGGAUGAGACGGAGGGAAAGAUGGGAAGCCAUUGUGCAGAAAGGGACGGGUCGCUCGCAUAGAGAGGUAGCGGAGUGGGUUGAGCGCGAGAAAGUCGCUAGAGGCGUCGGAGCAAAAGUUCAGGCUAUACGCAGAGUGUGUGGGGGGCUUUGGUGUACGAUUGAGCACGGAUGGGGAUGAAUAUGUGCUUCUUUUACGUCGAUAAAAGAGCAAUGUGUGUGUGUGUGUGAGAGAGAGAAGAAACAUAUAUAACAUCGAUGAAGUCACGCCGAUGAAUUGAAUUGCACUGCGUAACAUUGUAUUUUCUGUGUCCACUUUCUUGAGUUCUACGGAUACACAAACGUCCAAGAUGGAAAGUGUGUAGUAACGUUAUAGUAAAUUGACGUCUGAAUGUGCGUUGCGAUAUCUGCCUUGCUGUUGCUCUUCUCAGUUCCAAGUGCAAUUUGCUUUUCUGCAAGAGUGGCCAGUAGGCACAGUAUUUCGGGCUGCAGUCAAAAAUAGUUGAGGAAUCGACACGUCAACUAUUCCAGUGGAAAGCAUUCUUGGGACGCAAUCGCCGUGGGCAGCUGGAUCAUCGUGUUUCGUUCUCUGUCGUGCUUGUAUGGCUAUC
This is a messenger RNA of Periconia digitata, 2583 nucleotides long. Lineage: Eukaryota; Fungi; Ascomycota; Dothideomycetes; Pleosporales; Periconiaceae. The record is from the annotation of a GenBank genome assembly.